AACUGCCUUGUUUAAAGGAAAUUUUGGGCUCAAUUGUGGUCGUAAGUCGAGGACUACCUAUAUUGCAAUAUGGUAGAUAAAAGUCUCCAGACCAAUCCAACCUAAAAUUGCCCUGUGAAAUACUACUAGUGUCCUGCCACGAGGCUUCUUAGUCAAAACAAUCGGCAUCUGUUAAGUUUCCUUUAAGCGUCUUGAUUAACUGGAUGAGGGCAUGGCGAAUAUCAUUCAAAUCUCAUUAAUUUGUGCUGACGGCUUUCACCCUCAAAAACUAAGAGUAGAGCCCUGCCGAAAGCAGAAGGAAGAUAAACCUUCUGCAGCCCCAGGCGGCAUGGCUAACAGCGACGGAUGCCGGGAGUUGUAGUUCAUUAUCACCCGAAAGCCUCUGCGGUCUCGUCAGUGUUGCCAAACUGAGGACCACGUUUGCCGGGCGAAGCGGCGCAUGCGCAUUUCAAUCAGUUUCCCCCAAGACGUUUCAUACAUGUGGCUCGGACGUUGCUCCCGCUGGGGCUGCUUGUGCCUUGCAAAUUCUGGCGUUUCCAUAACUCGCAGCGGUGGGCGCGGCUCCGGUUGCCCCUUAUCUGGUAGGCCCCUCAGUUUUCUCCACAGGCGCUCCCGAAAGAGGCGGAGAGAGAGGCAGCCAGGAGCCCCGUGGGGGGAGCAGCUCGACAGCCUGAAGCUGCUGGCGGGGAGCCGCGCGGGGCCGUCGCAGCUUUUCCGGGGCUCCGCCGUUCCCUUGGUAGUCCAGUCGCGCCUCUGCCUAUCUUCUAGCGGCAGCGGCAACGGCAGCCGCGACCAUGCGGGCGAGGAGUGCGACGAAGCAGCCUUGGCUGCUUGUCAGAGGCGACAUUUCCUCCGAGGAGGGGGAGAAGACGGCAAGCAGACCUGGGCUUCUUACCUGCGAGGGGACCACCCGGCCUUCGGGCCUCUGGGGGUGGCGCUGAAGAAGAACCUGGCCGCGCAGUGGUGGGAGGCCGUGGUGGUCUUUCGGGAGCACGUGCUGGGCGUGGAGGGCCCGGCUCGACUCGGGCCCGCUGCUGACUACGGGCCCCUGGGGGAGGCCCUGCGCUUGGUGCAUCCGCGCACCGUCUGGGAGACCUUGCAGGAAGCCGAAUCGGACGGAGAGCAGCCGCUCGUCCCCUUGCAGAAAAUGCUAGCCCGAUCUGAGAUGCUUCGCGACAACCUUCUUCACGGUGCUUUAGAGCAUUAUAUUGAUUGUCUGGAAUUGGUAAACCAGAGACUGCCUUUUGGAAUUGCACAAAUAGGAGUAUGUUUUCAUCCAAAUGACACAGAUCCUAUGAGAACAGUUGAAAGGACAAUGGCAUCCCUUGUUUGGUACAGCUCGGUCAGAACAGCUGGACAGUGGCUUGGCUAUUGGUUACGUCAGCGGCUCCAAUGGUGGAGAAAGUUUGCCACAAGCCCAUCCAACUUCAGCAGUGGCCCUUGCAAUGAAGAAGGAAGAAAAGGAAACAAUCUGUAUUAUAAUUUUCCCUGGGGGAAGGAAACAAUAGAAACUCUGCAAAUGUUGGGAGACCAUGAACUAUUACAAAUGUAUCCAGGAAACGUAUCAAGAUUGCAUGGUCGAGACGGGAGAAAGCAUGUUGUUCCUCAUGUCCUCUCUCUGAAUGGCAAUUUGGACAGUGGAGUAUUAGCGUACCUCUAUGACAGCAUGCAAGUGUCUGAAAAUGGCUUGACCAAAAAGAAAGCUCUGCAGAGAAAGGUCCUAAAACUUCAUCCAUGUUUGGCACCAUUCAUAGUAGCUUUGGAUAUGGGAAGGGGCCCAACAGUCGAGCUGAGGCAGGUGUGCCAAGAGUUGUUCAAGGAAUUGUUAGAAAAUGAGACUACUGUUUGGCCUGGCUAUCUUGAAACCAUGCAAUCCUCUUUGGAGCAGCUUUAUACAAAGUAUGAUGAAAUGGGUGUACUCUUCACAAUCCUGAUCAGUGAUGCCACACUAGAGAAUGGGCUGGUGCAGUUACGAAGCAGAGAUACUACUUUGAAAGAAACGAUGCAUAUAUCUAGAUUAAAGGACUUUAUAAUCAAAUAUAUGUCUGCAGCUAAAAAUACUUGAUUUUUUUUUAAAAAUAAAGGCAAUUUUGAACCUUU
This is a messenger RNA of Crotalus tigris (Tiger rattlesnake), 2100 nucleotides long. RefSeq names its product DNA polymerase gamma 2, accessory subunit (gene POLG2). NCBI's taxonomy places the organism in Eukaryota, Metazoa, Chordata, Lepidosauria, Squamata, Viperidae. The record is from RefSeq and is a predicted model, not a curated record. Gene Ontology annotation, cellular component: mitochondrion; cytoplasm. The coding region runs from base 440 to 2065 and encodes 541 amino acids. Gene Ontology annotation, biological process: mitochondrial DNA replication. The transcript is spliced from 8 exons.